Molecule: messenger RNA, 951 nt
Organism: Bufo bufo (common toad)
Lineage: Eukaryota; Metazoa; Chordata; Amphibia; Anura; Bufonidae
Gene: RPRD1A
Product: regulation of nuclear pre-mRNA domain containing 1A
Exons: 7
Coding region: 1-951 (316 amino acids)
Biological process (GO): mRNA 3'-end processing
Cellular component (GO): RNA polymerase II, holoenzyme
Molecular function (GO): RNA polymerase II C-terminal domain binding
Source: RefSeq, a predicted model, not a curated record
AUGUCUGCGUUCUCUGAGGCGGCGUUGGAGAAAAAGUUGUCGGAGCUUAGUAACUCUCAACAGAGCGUGCAGACACUGUCCCUGUGGUUAAUUCACCAUAGAAAACACUCUCGUGUUAUUGUCUCCGUGUGGGAUAGGGAGCUGCGGAAAGCAAAACCGAACAGAAAACUGACUUUUCUCUACCUGGCAAAUGAUGUGAUUCAGAAUAGCAAGAGGAAAGGACCUGAAUUCACAAAAGACUUUGCACCGGUGAUAGUUCAUGCUUUUAGACAUGUUUCAAGUGAAGUAGAUGAAGGCUGCAAGAAGCACUUAGGCCGAGUAUUAUCUAUUUGGGAAGAAAGGGCUGUCUAUGAAAAUGAUAUCCUGGAUAACCUGAAGACUGCUUUGUAUGGUGAGAAAAAAACAAAAAAACGACCAUUUGAAGAUGUAAAGGUUGACAAAGAUGAGGAUGAUGAGGAUGAAGAUUUUUCUAAGAUGACUCCAGAGGAACCUCCACAGACAACAGAUCUAAUCCGUGCAAUGCAAGAACUUGAAAAUGCAGCUUCUGGAGAUGCAGCUGUACACCAGAGGAUAGGUUCUUUACCUGUUGAAGUACAAGAUGUGUCACUUUUGGAUAAAAUUACUGAUAAAGCCUCUGGCGAUCAACUUUCAAAAAUGGUGGAUGAUGCCUGCAUGCUGCUUGCAGAUUACAAUGGCAGAUUAGCAGCAGAGAUAGAUGACCGGAAACAACUUACAAGAAUGCUUUCAGAUUUCCUGCAAUCCCAAAAGGAGGUAUUGGAUGAAAAGGAACAGCAACUGGAAGAAUACAAGCGCAAACUAGCAAGGGUUUCCCAAGUCCGCAAAGAACUGCGCCUACGUAUUCAAAAUCUGCCAGAUCUUUCACGUCUACCAAAUGUUACAGGAAGCAGAGUCCAUUUGCCGUAUGCUGGAGAUCUCUACAAUGAUGAUUGA